AUGCUUCUGCUGGGCAUCUUAACGCUGGCUCUCGCCGGGCGGUCCGCUGGCGGCUCCGAGCCAGAGCAGGAGGUGGUCGUUCCCAUCCGACUGGAUCCGGACAUUAACGGCCGCCACUACUACCGGCGGGGUCCGGAGGACUCGGGGGAUCAGGGACUCAUUUUUCAAAUCACAGCAUUUCAGGAGGAUUUUUAUCUACACCUGACGCCAGAUGCUCAGUUCCUGGCGCCCGCCUUCGCCACGGAGCAUCUGGACGUCCCCCUCCAGGGGCUCACCGGGCUCACCGCGAACUCUCCAGACCUGCGACGCUGCUUCUACUCCGGGGACGUGAACGCCGAGCCAGAUUCGUUCGCCGCUGUGAGCCUGUGCGGGGGGCUACGCGGAGCCUUCGGCUACCGAGGCGCCGAGUAUGUCAUUAGCCCGCUGCCCAACGCCAGCGCGCCCGCGGCGCAGCACAACAGCCAGGGCGCACACCUUCUCCAGCGCCGGAGUGUCCCGGGCGGGCCUACCGGAGACCCCACCUCUCGCUGCGGGGUGGGCUCAGGCUGGAACCCCACCAUCCUGCGGGCCCUGGACCCUUACAAGCCGCGGCGGACAGGCUCGAGGGACAGUCGCAGUCGGCGCAGGUCCGGGCGCGCCAAGCGCUUCGUGUCUAUCCCGCGGUACGUGGAGACGCUGGUGGUGGCGGACGAGUCAAUGGUCAAAUUCCAUGGCGCGGACUUGGAGCAUUAUCUGCUGACCCUGCUGGCCACGGCGGCGCGACUCUACCGCCAUCCCAGCAUCCUUAACCCCAUUAACAUCGUUGUGGUCAAGGUGUUGCUUCUCGGAGACCGUGACGCCGGGCCCAAGGUCACGGGCAACGCGGCCCUUACGCUGCGCAACUUCUGCGCCUGGCAGAAGAAGCUGAACAAAGUGAGCGACAAGCACCCUGAGUACUGGGACACCGCCAUCCUCUUCACCAGGCAGGACCUGUGCGGUGCCAACACCUGCGACACCCUGGGCAUGGCUGAUGUGGGCACUAUGUGCGACCCCAAGAGGAGCUGCUCUGUCAUCGAGGAUGAUGGACUCCCAUCAGCCUUCACCACCGCCCAUGAGCUGGGCCACGUGUUCAACAUGCCCCAUGACAAUGUGAAGGUAUGUGAGGAGGUGUUUGGAAAGCUCCAAGCCAACCACAUGAUGUCCCCGACGCUCAUCCAGAUUGACCGUGCCAACCCCUGGUCAGCCUGCAGCGCUGCCAUCAUCACUGACUUCCUGGACAGUGGGCACGGUGACUGCCUCCUGGACCAGCCCAGCAAGCCCAUCUCCCUGCCUGAGGACCUGCCGGGCACCAGCUACACCCUGAGCCAGCAGUGUGAACUGGCCUUUGGCGUGGGCUCUAAGCCCUGUCCUUACAUGCAGUAUUGCACCAAGCUGUGGUGCACCGGCAAGGCCAAGGGGCAGAUGGUGUGCCAGACCCGCCACUUCCCCUGGGCAGAUGGCACCAGCUGUGGCGAGGGCAAGUUCUGCCUCAAGGGGGCCUGUGUGGAGAGGCACAACCUCAACAAGUACAAGGUGGACGGCUCCUGGGCCAAAUGGGAGCCCUACGGCCCCUGCUCGCGCACCUGUGGCGGGGGUGUGCAGCUAGCCCGCAGGCAGUGCAGCAACCCCACCCCUGCCAACGGUGGCAAGUACUGCGAGGGAGUGAGGGUGAAGUACCGGUCUUGCAGCCUGGAGCCCUGCCCCAGCUCAGCUUCUGGCAAGAGCUUCCGGGAGGAGCAGUGUGAAGCUUACAAUGGCUACAACCACAGUACCAACCGGCUCACCUUGGCUGUGGCGUGGGUGCCCAAGUACUCAGGCGUGUCUCCCCGGGACAAGUGCAAGCUCAUCUGCCGAGCCAAUGGCACCGGUUACUUCUACGUGCUGGCACCCAAGGUGGUGGAUGGUACACUGUGUACUCCUGACUCCACCUCGGUCUGUGUCCAAGGCAAGUGCAUCAAGGCUGGCUGUGACGGGAACCUGGGCUCCAAGAAGAAGUUCGACAAAUGUGGGGUGUGUGGGGGAGACAAUAAGAGCUGCAAGAAGGUGACAGGACUCUUCACCAAGCCCAUGCACGGCUACAAUUUCGUGGUGGCCAUCCCUGCAGGUGCCUCAAGCAUUGACAUCCGCCAGCGCGGCUACAAGGGGCUGGUUGGGGAUGACAACUACUUGGCUCUGAAGAACAGCCAAGGCAAGUACCUGCUCAACGGGCACUUUGUGGUGUCGGCUGUGGAGCGGGACCUGGUGGUGAAGGGCAGCCUGCUGCGGUACAGUGGCACGGGCACGGCGGUGGAGAGCCUGCAGGCUUCCCGGCCCAUCCAGGAGCCCCUGACUGUGGAGGUCCUCUCCGUGGGGAAGAUGACGCCACCCCGGGUCCGCUACUCCUUCUAUCUGCCCAAAGAGCCUCGGGAGGACAAGUCCUCCCACCCUAAGGACCCCCGGGGCCCCUCGGUGCUGCACAACAGCGUCCUCAGCCUCUCCAAUCAGGUGGAACAGCCAGACGACAGGCCUCCUGCACGCUGGGUGGCGGGCAGCUGGGGGCCUUGCUCUGCCAGCUGUGGCAGUGGCCUGCAGAAGCGAUCAGUGGACUGCCAGGGCUCCCUGGGGCAGCGUGUGGUGUCUGCCUGUGAUGCAGCCCAUCGGCCGGUGGAGACACAGGCCUGUGGGGAGCCCUGCCCAACCUGGGAGAUUGGUGCCUGGUCGCCCUGCUCCAAGAGCUGUGGCCGGGGAUUUAAGAGGCGUCCACUCAAGUGCGUGGGCCAUGGAGGCCGGCUGCUGGCCCGGGACCAAUGCAGCUUGCACCGCAAACCCCAGGAGCUGGACUUCUGCAUCUUGCGGCCUUGCUGA
Molecule: messenger RNA, 2862 nt
Organism: Galeopterus variegatus (Sunda flying lemur)
Lineage: Eukaryota; Metazoa; Chordata; Mammalia; Dermoptera; Cynocephalidae
Gene: ADAMTS15
Product: ADAM metallopeptidase with thrombospondin type 1 motif, 15
Exons: 9
Coding region: 1-2862 (953 amino acids)
Biological process (GO): extracellular matrix organization; proteolysis
Molecular function (GO): zinc ion binding; metalloendopeptidase activity
Source: RefSeq, a predicted model, not a curated record